Messenger RNA from Cherax quadricarinatus, 5794 nucleotides. NCBI's taxonomy places the organism in Eukaryota, Metazoa, Arthropoda, Malacostraca, Decapoda, Parastacidae. The record is from RefSeq and is a predicted model, not a curated record.
UAACCCUCCCUACCUGAGGUUAUCCUGGGUGGCUAACCCUCCCUACCCGAGGUUAUCCUGGGUGGCUGAUCCUCCAUACCCUGGGUUGAAAAUCCCAACAUAUCUUAUGUUUCAGUCUUGGUGGAGUGUGUGACCAGUGAAGAGGCAGGACCAGGAGCUAUGACUCGAUCCCUGCAACCACAAUUAGAGCAUCGUGAUAAUCUAAGGUUUCAUACAUAAUGGGCACAGUUGAGAACAUGGUAGCUGACAUCUGUUUCAUCUGCUGUAAGAAGCUCUCAUCUCUGGGUGCCACUUCAUAUACCAACCAUCAUGUGCUUAAGUACACGAAGAUGACUGUGAUAAAUUGCUUAAGAAAAUUUUUAAGUAGUUGCAUACAAACCACCCAGAAAGGCAAGUGGGAUCUUUGGUUGUGUCUAGCAUGUGACAAAAUCAUCAGAGACUUGGAUAACUUUCUGCACCAGUACACCAAAACUCGAGCAAAACUGCAACUUGUGUAUACUGAAGCUCAUUCUCAUGUGUGUAGUGAAAGAAAUGUUGAGCACUUAGAAGAUACAGAGAAAUUGGAGAAUUCCUGUCAUGAUGCAGAAUCAAGAUUCCUUCAAAAGUUGUCAGAUCGGUGCAGUUCAAAAAGGAUCAUCAAAAGCAACCCUCGGUAUGCUGAUGAAACUCAUUCUAAUACACGUCAUAAUAAGUGUUCACUCUGUAAUCGAGAGCACCAGACCAAGGCUGCUUUAGAAGCACAUAUGGAAGGUAUUCAUGGUCAGAAAAAAACCAAAAGAAGUCGCGGUCGUCCUCGAAAAUAUGACAGACAUAAAAUUACCAUCUUUCCCUCUGAUGAGCUUGUGUCAAAAGAUGAAAGUGUGGUGUUAGGCGAUAGUAAAAUUUCUACGGAUGGGUCAGAUGCAAAUGAAAAAGAAUGUGAAGUAAUGAAAGAAUCACAGAGCUUCUUACUUGUUAAUGGCACACACUAUCUAGAAACUGAGCCAUCAUCCUCAGACACUGUUUGUCAAGGUUCUUCUGUGAGUGGUGUUAGCAUGUACAAAAGUAAAUCGCUGGCAGAAAACCGAGAAGAGUCUUUACUAGUGGAAGAUAAAAAUCAUGGAAGCAUUGAUUCAGAAAUUCUUGGAACAGUUCUCAGUGAUAUGGCAGAUGAUAAUUUUCUCACAGCACCAAGAUGUAGUAACCAUGAAAAGAAUCAUAGUUUAAUUAAUGAGUCUUAUUCAAAUGCUGAAAGAAAAAAGAAAAUUCCAAAGCCAAGUGAUAAAAAGUACAUGCGGCAAGAGAAGUGCUCAAAGUGUGGGAAAGUUGUCGUUGGUCGCAUGAAAUUAAGAAGACACAUGUUAAUGCACUCAACUUCUCAAGAGCAAAAGAGUUGCGAGGUGUGUGGGCGUGUGCUUCACAACAUUACUGCGUACAAGGUGCACAUGCUGCGUCUACAUGAUAAAAUACCAAAAUCUUCAGCUCUAGAUAGUGCAAAUAAGAAGAGCUGUGACAUAUGUGGAAAAACAUAUCGGGGAGCUUCGGGGCUUUCAUACCACCUGGCAGCCAAGCAUAAUAAAGGUCCUCGGUAUCCGUGUGACAAGUGUGACCGAGUUUUUCCUCACAGUCGCAACCUUUCGUCACAUAAAGCUCAAGCACAUGGAAGUUACUCUGUGAUUUGUGAGUACUGCGGAGAGACAUUUAAACUACAAACUCAGUUGAACUCUCACAUUAACUCUGUACAUCAUGGAAUUACAUCCUGGGAAUGUACUCUUUGCUCUUCCAAAUUCUCCUCACAUAUUGAUUAUAGGUUACAUAUUAAUAAGCACAAGAGAGUGACAUACGAAUGUGAUGCUUGUGGCAAGCAAUAUUCUUGGCGAGAGGCACUGAGGAAGCACAAACGUACAAAGCACGAAUGCUUUCUUGCAUCUGUGUCCUAUGACUGCUCUGCUGUGACACCUUCAAUAAUUUCUGAGACCAUUUCACCACAUGACGAAGGCAUAGAUAAUGUAACAGUGCUUCCUAAAGAAAACACCGAAAGUUCAGUGGAGGGAGUAAGAGUAACAUCUGCAGCUUCAUUACAAAAAUUACUGGAAAAACCUGAGAAUGUAGACAAUGGUAUAUACAUUGAUGCUGCUCUAGAACCAAUCAUAUUAGGGGGUAACUUACAGGUUAGCCAGAAGGCCAUGGAUAGUGGAUCUGUUUUAACUUCACUGAUAUCUGCAACUGACCUGAGUAUUGGUGAGAGGGAAAUUAUAUCUGACACUCCCGUACUCUCCAUGGUCUCUAGUGCUGAAUGUGACUCGCCUGAAAAAGACAUAAAUACUAACACUGUUAUUUCAGUACCAGAAACAGAUUGUGUAGGUAACUUUGAGAGAGUAGAAGACAGCAAUGAGUUACCAUUUGUUGUAUCUGAUAAGGUAAGAUGUUUGGAAGAUAGGCUUCCAUUGCCACAAGGAGCUGCCAGGACUUGUGAAGCUGUAUUACCAUGCAGAGAAGCUCAGGCCAUCACAGCUGCUCAUGUGGAAGAAGUGGUUAUUGUAGAAACUGAUGCUAAUGCUAAUUUUGACUAUAUUGUGUAUCAUGUAUCUAGUUAAUAAUAUUAAAACCUUGCUGGCAUAAUAUUUUUAUUAUGUAUUUUCUUUAUGCUUAUAUAUAGUUAUGUGAAAAAUAUUGUACCUUAGUUGUAACAGACCUCAGUAAAAUGAAUUUCAGAAAUAUAGAACAAAAUGUACUGGGUUAAUUGGUUCAUAAACAGCAGAUAAAGUUCAUUGGUUACAGAAUUGUCCGUUAUAGUUACAAUCGUGGCAAAAUAAUCACAUCUUUAUCCAUUACUGCCCACCUUCUUUUUCUUAUUAAUCCAUCAUAUUGAGGGCUUACUGUUAUAUAAAUAUUAUUACAGUAAUAGUUCCUAAGAAAAAAAAAAUAGGUGAUCAAAGAUAUUUAACCUUGUCCUCUUUCCCACUUACAUUUUUUCUGAGAAACUUCACUAUGUACAGCGAACACCAGAUAAUACUGUAUAUCUAUAGUUCCUGAAUUGCCUGUUACACAAUUCAUAAUGUACAGUACAGUAUAUCAGUCUUUAAUAAACAGCAUCUCUCAAUUUGCUGCAGAAAUGUUGUUUACACCAUGGACAUUACAUUAGUACUCUCUUCAGGGGGAGUGUCUUGAUGCUGGUGAAGGCAUCUUGAUCCAAGGGAUUUGAACUAUCCCCCUCCUUGGAUUGAACCUGAUUACUUCCCAUGCCACAUUGGGCCAUGGGAAAUGCUAAACCCAUAAGGGAAUUAUACAGUACCAGGGUAAACGGGAAGCAAUCAGAUUCAGUCCAAGGAAAGGGAAGGUAGCUUAUAGUCUUUAGAUCAAGAGCUCUUUACCAUCAACAAGGCACUUCAAACUGUUACCAUAUGCUUUUUUUAAAACUGAUAUGCAAAGUUGAUUGUAUUUACUGAUGGUAAAUUGUAUGGGAUCCCAUUCACCAGAACACACCAUCUUCAUUUUGGAUGCCUUUUGUAUAAACCCUGACAUGCUUACUGCCCACCCUUCUCUCUGAUAGGAGGGUAAUUGUAAAUUGAUUGGCAAUGCGUCUGUUCAUCACACAGUGUUGAAGGACCCACAUGGGUUUAGCACUUCUUGUUAAUAUAUUUUCUGUGACAGUUUCACCUCUGCUGUAAACAUUCUGAUUUCUUACCUAGCACCAAUUUGCUAUAUCAGCUGUGACUUACCAUUUUUUUCAGUCAAUUUUCUUCCUUAAGCACAUCUAUAUCUUAUCCUUUACAUCCCUUUUUCUCCUUCACUUAUUUUUAUUCUUUCUUUCUUUCUUCUUUUAACACACUAACACACUGGCCAUAUCCCACUGAGGCAGGGUGGCCCAAAAGAAAAAACAAAAGUUUCUCCUUUUACAUUUAGUAAUAUAUACAGGAGAAGGGGUUACUAGCCCCUUGCUCCUGGCAUUUUAGUUGCCUCUUACAACACGUAUGACUUACGGAGGAAGAAUUCUGUUCCACUUUCCCAUGGAAGUAAGAGGAAAUAAACAAGAACAAGAACCUGAAAGAAAAUAGAAGAAAACCCAGAGGGGUGUGUAUAUAUAUGCUUGUACAUGUAUGUGUAGUGUGACCUAAGUGUAAGUAGAAGUAGCAAGACGUACCUGAAAUCUUGCAUGUGUAUGAGACAUAAAAAAAAAGACACCAGCAAUCCUACCAUCAUGUAAAACAAUUACAGGCUUCCGUUUUACACUCACUUGGCAGGACAGUAGUACCUCCCUGGGCGGUCGCUGUCUACCAACCUACUACCUAGGACUUAUUUUUAUUAUUAUUAUUAUAUUUUUUUUAUCACACAGACCAUUUUCCACCAAGGAAGAGUUAACUGAAAAAGACACUUUCACCAUCAUUUUCUUUGUCACUGUCUUGCCAGAGACAUGUAGAUACUACAGUUCAGGUGCCCUUCCGGAACUGCAAAUAUCCCCAUCCCUCCUUCAGAGUACAGUCACUGAAUGUCCCACCUCCAGGACUCUAGUCCAGCUAACCAGUUUCCCUGAAUCCGUUCUUGAAAUGUUACCUUGUUCACACUACAACAGCUCGUCAAGUCCCAAAAACCAUUUGCCUCCACUCAGUCUUAUCUAACACAAUUACACAUGCCUGCUGGAUGUCCAGUCCCCUUGCACACAAAACUUUCUUCACCCUGUCCCUCCAACCUUUCCUGGGGUGACCCCUACCCCACCUUCCCUCCACUACAGUAAAGUAUAAAAUUAUGUGUUAAUGUUUUAGGUAUAUACAUAUACAGUGGAACCUUGGUUUUCGUCUUUAAUUCGUUACAGAAAGUCUGACGAAAACCGAAUUUGACGAAAACUGAAGGAAUAUUUCCCAUGAGAAAUAAUGUAAAUCCAGUUAAUCCAAUCCAGACACCCAAAAGUAUUAACAAAAAAUACAUUUUAUAGAGAAUAACUAUAUGUAGUUUUACAUACAGAAAACAAUGAGAAAUAAAUAUAAAGGACUAUUGAAAUGGGUAAAUGAACAUUUAACAUAACUUUUGCCUUUAUUGAAGACUAUUGUUGGUGUAUGGCAGAUGGCAAGGAGGGGAGGGGAAGGAGAGGUUAUUGUUUGGAAGGGGAAUCCCCUUCCAUAAGGACUUAAGGUAUCAAGUCCUAUCCGGGGUUACGUCCCUUCUUUGUUUUUUACUGGCACUCUGACCAGCUUGAGAGUCACUGGACCCCUGUCCAGUGACUGUCCAGAAAGGUCUGUUUCUGGCAUCUCUUUAAGAUUUGCCUAAAAUGGGACAAGGCAUUGUCAUUGAACAUGUUGCAGACAUGGCUUGCAACAGCUUUGUUAGGGUAAUACUUUUCACCUGUCUUGUCCUCCUCCUCUGAAGCAAUGAGUGGUGAGUGGAGAAUAUAUUUAUUGUAGGAAGUCUGAAUAAAUGAAGAAUGAGUAUAAGUGAAAACCACUGCAUUAACAAAACGCUGUAAAAAGGGGCCCUCCUGUGUUAUGCUCUUUUAUAUUCUAUUAAUCUUAGGUUUUAAGUUGCCUGCAUAACCAUAUAUACAGUACAGUGGACCCCCGCUUUACGAUCAGCUCCCAAUGCGACCAAUUAUGUAAGUGUAUGUAUGUAAGUGCAUUUGUACGUGUAUGUUUGAGGGUCCGAAAUGGACUAAUCGAAUUCACAAUAUUCCUUAUGGGAACAAAUUCAUUCAGUAAUGGCACCUGAACAUACCUCUGGAAUGAAAUAAUAUCGUAAGGUGGGGGUCCACUGUACUGUUAAAUGUUAUCCAGUUUUGUAAAAACUAUGCUUUUUUUUCAUGUGGAAAUAAAGUAUUUAUUUA